Molecule: messenger RNA, 2845 nt
Organism: Colossoma macropomum (tambaqui)
Lineage: Eukaryota; Metazoa; Chordata; Actinopteri; Characiformes; Serrasalmidae
Gene: ndufaf6
Product: NADH:ubiquinone oxidoreductase complex assembly factor 6
Exons: 9
Coding region: 59-1036 (325 amino acids)
Biological process (GO): mitochondrial respiratory chain complex I assembly; biosynthetic process
Cellular component (GO): mitochondrion
Source: RefSeq, a predicted model, not a curated record
GGAGCCGGUUGAAGCUGAAGGGGACGCGGCGUCCCUCUGCUGGCAUGUGAGAAGUAACAUGGCACCUUCUAUUAGCAUGAAAUAUGGACUUUUAACCAGCAGAAGGUCGCUUUGUAGUAAGAUAUUUCCACUUGCCAGAUGUAGACAGAGACCGACAGAGAUUAAGAGUCUGAGCUCGUCUACUAAUUCAAGCUCGCAACACGACGAAAAGUACUGUAUUGAUCUCGUCAGAUCACGAGACUAUGAAGGCUUUGUGUGCUCUCUGCUUGUUCCCGAGGCUGCUCGCCGCUCCUCCAUGGCGCUGAGGGCUUUCAAUGUGGAACUGGCACAGGUUAAGGACUCUAUCUCUCAGAAGACCAUUGGUCUAAUGCGAAUGCAGUUUUGGAAGACUGUGGUGGAGGAUAUCUACAGAGAUGACCCUCCUGUCCAGCCUGUCAGUGUGGAGUUGUGGAGGGCAGUGAGGAAACACACACUGACGAGGAGAUGGCUGUUAAAGAUCAUAGCUGAAAGGGAGAAGGACAUGGAGGACAGAGCGUACAGGAACCUUCAGGAGCUGGAGUCUUAUGCAGAGAACACUCAGUCUUCGCUCCUUUAUCUCCUGUUGGAGACUCUAGGAGUGAAAAAUGUCCAUGCAGACCAUGCUGCCAGCCACAUUGGCAAAGCACACGGGAUUGUGACGUGUCUACGAGCCACUCCCUACCACAGCCAGAGACGCAAGGUCUAUCUGCCCAUGGACAUCUGCAUGCUGCAUGGUGCAUCUCAGGAAGACUUCAUCCGUGGCAGCAGAGAGCAGAAUGUCAGGGAUGUUGUGUAUGACAUUGCCAGUCAAGCCCAUAUCCAUCUUCAACACGCUAGAUCAUUCAGUAAAAAUGUUCCCGAUGCUGCCAUGCCUGCUUUUCUGCACACAGUCGCUAUUGAGGACUACCUGGAGAGAGUGAGGAAAGUAGACUUUGAUGUCUUUCAUCACAGCCUGCAGAGGAGGAACCCACUACUGCCCAUCCAGCUUUAUUUUCGAUCAUGGAAAAAGUCAUACUGAUAUAUUUUUUAAAUAUAGCUCUUACAUUCAUGUUGCAACUGAUGAUCCAAACAUAGACACUGUGUGGCGUAAGGAAUUGUAUAGAUGCACUUCCAUCUUUUUUGAUAUCAGUUUUCUGAUUGUUGGCACUAAAUGAAGUCAUUACUGGGAACGAGUUACUCACUGAGUAGAAUUUCCUCAAAAACCAACAAGAACAUAUUGUAUCAGUCUAGGAAAGGUACCUUGAACUGGUACUGUUGUUAGAUGUUUGAAAUUCAACCCGAAACUAUUUUUCCUGCUGAUUCUUAAUCACACUAUGUAUUUAGUCAUGAACCCACCAAUUACGUGUAGUUUGUUUGCAAUGAAACCAAGUUUUGCAAAAUUGAGUGUUUUAUUCAUUUAUUUAUUUAUUGUUUUGUUUACUUAAUGAUGCAAAUCAGAGAUUUGAGAACAGUGCAGCAGCUUAACCAUUGAAUUUGUCUAAAUCAAUGAAAGAAUUGGAUUGGGGCAAGUUUCACAUCUUAUAAUUCGCACAGUGUUCAUGCACAGAGCCUGAAUACAAAAAGCAGCAGUCAAUAACACGAAACAACCUUAAGCCUGGUCUAUUGAUUGCUGUAGUGUUGCUGUUAUUGUGAGACUGCUAAUUUUGCUCACAGUGGGGCAAACUUUUAUUUAGGAAAUAAAACAUACUCUUUGAUCAGUGAGUAAUUAGGCAUCAGUCAGGUGUAAAUGAAAUGUCUUUGCUCAUACCUGAUUACAACAAUUAUCCAUAUUUGUUUUCCUCAGCCCUCCUGGCUUCAGAAUCUAGCUGUGUCCAUGGUGAUUCACUGGAACACCCCAGACUUUUAGAACUGUUGUGUUCUUAUGUUGCAGCAUAUUUACAAAAACAAACAAACAAAAAAAAACAUAAAAGAUCUGUCAGUGUGAACGCAUUAGAUGUCAGUAAACAGAAAGCUACAUCUGUGGUUCAGAAGAUCAGAAAGCUGCAGCAAAUAGCCUUUAUUUAUGGGGGAGCAUAUGUUCUAUGCAUGUGUCCUACACUCAGUUUUCAAAAUGGAAAACAUGAAACAUCAGUGUGGUCAGCCGGCAGUCGUGCUAACAAUGGAAUCUUUGAUUACAUCCUCAGUGACGACACCCGCCCUUCAUUUCAGAACUGUUUUUAACUUGCCCUUGUCAACUUGUACUCACUAUUUCCCUAUUGGGCAGUAUUAGCUCAAAAGACACCAUGGAGUAGCGAGAGACUGAGUCAGUGUAAACAGAUGUCAGAAGCAGAACUUUCCCAGACAUUGCUAUUCGAUGCAACAUCCAUUUUUAUUGCAAUUACUCUCAAUAAAGUUGGUUCUGCCUUGGUUAUUUGGAAAAGAAUGGUGCCAUUUCAAACCACAAGUUCUGCAUAGAAACAUUUCAUGCUUAAAAGGUUCUUUGCUUGGGAAAAAGGUUCCUUAAAUUUAUGGAGAUGGUGUUGUAUGUGGUUCGAUAUAGAACUUUUUUGAAAAUGGUUCUGCUGUCGUUACAAGCUUGACAUCAUAACAAUUGAACACUUUUUGGUAAAUGUGGUGUAUAAGGUUAUAUAUAGAACUAUAUACAACAUACUCUCCAUUAAACUGAAGAAACAUUUCACCAUACAGAGAACCAUUUAAUGGUAAUUUAUGGUGCUAAACAGAACCCUUGAAGAACCAUCUUUUGGCAUUGGAUUUGCAUUCAAAUGUAGUAAAGUACUGCAUUUGAAUGCAAAAAGGACUCUGGAAACAGGAAGGGCACUGCACCACACUUUAUUUCUACACUGGUAGUAAUAAAGAUACUGUGCAGGUACAUUUUUCGUGACAUUUA